UCACCAUAAUAGAAACGCCAUCCACCCGCCGCGUUGUUGGUCUUUCUCGGUUUAUUUUUGGCAAGUAUUGUAAAAUCCAUUCAAAAUACAACUUGAAACCUUUCAUCCAUCAGCAACCAAGAUUUGAACAUCAGAAUCAAGAAGAACUAGCCAUUGCACCACGUCAACACAUAUCAAAAUCACAUCACUGUUUGUGCUAUUUCACUGCGGGUUAAAUUCAUAAUAAAGUAAUGUUUUUGUUUUUAAAUAAGAAUAAUUGUUGUGCACGUUAAGUAGCCAUCACUUUUAUAAAUAGAGACGCUAUCUUGAAACCAUACCUGAAAUAACCCGUGGUAAAUUUGCAUGUAAAUUUGGUAUUCGGCAUUUCACAAAUCAUCAUCAAGCAUCUAAAUGGGAAGGAAGAAACGCUCAAGCAAGGCCAAAUCGGAGCCUACCAAUUCUGAGGAUAAGUCUGACCUAGGACAAUCUUCGACGGGCGAGUACGAGUCGGACCUGUUUACCUGCGAAGUUUCUCCAAUUUAUGGGAGGUUCUUGCAAUCCAGGGUGGAAAUAAAAAAAGGAACAAUUAUCCUGUCUGAAAAGUUUUUAAUCGCAGGCCCACAAAGGUCCGGUGAUGUAUGCUGCGUAGGCUGUCAUUCCAAUUUUGAAAGUCCGCAGGACAGGAAAUCGUGUCCUCUCUGCUCAUGGCCAAUUUGCUCAGAUGCGUGUGCUGAUACGGCUUUUCAUAGGGACGAGUGCAAGUUCUUUGUACAAAAACAUGUAAAGGCUCCAACACGAUUUGGAAACAGCGACUUUGGAUCAGUGACCGUGCUUCGAGGACUUAUGCUCAAAUAUCAGAACCCUGAAAAAUGGAAGGUAUUGAUGCAGUUGGAGGCUCACAACGAGAUUCGUAAAAAUCUUCCCUUGUGGAGAGAAAACGUUAUCAAUGUUGUGGAUGUCAUCCUGAGAGACUGGGAAUUAAGAGAAUAUUUUACGCCUGAAGAAGUCCAUACUGUUUGUGGAAUAUUGGAGGUGAAUGCAUUUGAGCUUGGAGACAAGGUCUCUUAUCGUGGUAUUUAUCCAAAAGCAGCAAUGAUGGCCCAUUCAUGCUUACCAAAUACCACUCGAUUCGAAAAUCCAUACAGUGGGAUACUUGAACUUCGAGCUGCUGUAGAUAUACCGCCGGGAGAGCCGUUAACGAUUUGUUAUGCAUUCUCGCUGGAGGCAACCGCUCAACGUCGUCUCAUGAUGUCGGAGACAAAAUUCUUCGAAUGUUCAUGCAAACGAUGCAAUGAUCCCAGAGAGCUUGGCUCCAAUCUGGGUACUUUGAUCUGUCAAAUUUGUAAAGUCGGAGAUGUCAUAAACAUUGGUGCUGUGGAAUACUGUCAAAACUGGGUGUGCCAAUCCUGUGGAUCCAAAAUUCCGACUGCAGCAAUUGAAUCUCAAUUGCUGAUAUGGAAAGAAGUUUUGGAUAGGGUUCAAGAAAUACCGAAUUGUGAAAAGUUUUUGCAAAACUGUAAAGCUUUGUUCCAUCCUACCCAUUACAUACCAUUUGAUGUAAAGUUCAACUUGUGUCAGGCUUAUGGAAGAGAGGGAACUCCGUUGGAAUCAUUGACGGAAGAAGAUUUGGACAGGAAGUUGGAAUUGUGUCGAGAAGUCAUGAAAAUUCUGGACAUUGUUACGCCUGGGUACACGGUUACCAGAGGCCUGGUGUUAUAUGAGCUUCAAGCGGCAGAAGUGAUCAAGGCUCGCAGACUUCGAUGCAAGGGAUCCAUUUUACGUCGAAAAUUACAACUGACUCUGAAGAAUUUGCAAGAAUGUAUCUCUAUUUUAGAAAUGUGUCAUCCUGAGUCAAUUGAGUAUGAGAUUUCUCAAGCUGCCAAAGAAGAAACACUUGUAAAUUUAACCAAAUGGAUAAGCACAUUGAGAUAGCAUUUAAUGCAAAGCAUCCUUCAACUUAUAUAUCAAUACAUACAUUAAACCUGGAAACCUCAUGACUUGAACACGAGAAGAGCUCCUUAGAUAAGUAUAUACAUUUUCCCAUGAAUUAUAAGUUGUACAAAAUGCAUAUGAAUGUUCCACAUUUGGUUGCUUAUGAUAAUUAUGCAUUAAAUAAAAUCAAAGUUUGCUACAAUAUAUUUCGCAUUGAA
Molecule: messenger RNA, 2129 nt
Organism: Folsomia candida
Lineage: Eukaryota; Metazoa; Arthropoda; Collembola; Entomobryomorpha; Isotomidae
Product: SET domain-containing protein SmydA-8
Exons: 12
Coding region: 391-1911 (506 amino acids)
Molecular function (GO): protein binding
Source: RefSeq, a predicted model, not a curated record